CCAAAAUGGAUGGACAACAACACAGAAGGUACACUCAUUGAGCCGUCCGCUCACACAUUUCUGACUUUUUCCCAAACGAGCCAGAUUCAUUGAACGUGGACAUAUACCCCGGGCCUUAUUUAACUACCCGAAAACGGUCUUGGCCAUAACCAAAGCAAAGAGGCAGAGGCGAGGCGAGGCGAGAGUAAAGUAGCUCUCUCACAUUUCAUUAGUUUGAUUUAUGGCUCCAACCACGGCGAUGGCGGUGGCGACGGCGUCGGGCGGAGAGCGGCGACAGCCUGCGACGGACGAGGCGGAGGCGUUGUGGAGGAGAAACGAGGAACUGGAGAGGGAGCUGGAAAAGAGCAGGGAGAGGGAGGAGAGGAUGAGGGAAGAGCUGCAGAGAACGUGGGAGAGGCUGAGAGUGGCGGAGGACGGCGAGGAGAGGCUCUGCUUCCAACUCGGAGAGCUCGAGGCGGAGGCUGUCGAUCAGGCACGUGACCACCGCGCUCGCAUCCUCUCUCUCAUGGAUCAGCUCUCUCAGGCUCACAAACUUCUCGGAACUUCCCCCAUCGCUUCGCCAUAGUCCAGAUCUCUCUGUCUCUCUCUCUCUCGCUCUCUCUCUUUUGUUUUAGAUUUUUUGUAAAUUACGUGGUGGUUCUGAAUUUGAAAUCUGAAUCCCCUGUUUUCUUGAUCCCUGCGUAAAUAUUUAGGAUCGAUCUUAUUGUCUGGAUCGAAUAAAAUCAAACUCAGAUUUGCCAUUCCAAAUCUGAGAAUUGUGAUUGUAAGGCCACCGCUCUUUGUAGUUUCAUGGGUUGAUCUGUUCUGUCUCAGUCUUGGUUUAAUUUUAAUUAUAGUCUGAAAUUUCAUC
Malania oleifera is the source of this 850-nucleotide messenger RNA. RefSeq names its product protein RESPONSE TO LOW SULFUR 3-like. Lineage: Eukaryota; Viridiplantae; Streptophyta; Magnoliopsida; Santalales; Ximeniaceae. The coding region runs from base 221 to 565 and encodes 114 amino acids. The transcript has a single exon. Gene Ontology annotation, biological process: cellular oxidant detoxification. The record is from RefSeq and is a predicted model, not a curated record.